This is a messenger RNA of Rhodofomes roseus, 593 nucleotides long. RefSeq lists its product as uncharacterized. Lineage: Eukaryota; Fungi; Basidiomycota; Agaricomycetes; Polyporales; Fomitopsidaceae. The record is from RefSeq and is a predicted model, not a curated record. The coding region runs from base 194 to 529 and encodes 111 amino acids. The transcript is spliced from 3 exons.
GUCGCGCAUCCUCCAAGUUCAGCGCUGAGUCAGCCUCGGACGCACCGUGCGCACAGAAGCCAAACAGAAGCCUGCGCUUGAGGCCAUCCAUCUGACAUAGAUACCCUGGGUGCAGGCGCCGACGCGCAUAUAUAGACCUGACAACGACACUAGGUUUGGGAACUCAGACUCACAGGCCCACGACCACAGAACGAUGGCGCCGCAACCCCUCUACGUCUUCACCGCGCCGUACAGGCAAGAGGCGAUGGACCGCCGCAACCUGCACCGCCCAGGGCACGUCGCUCGGCUCAUGUCCUUGUGGACCGACGGGACUGUCCAGAUCGGGGGGCCGAUGCUCACAGAGGACUCGAACCCCUUCGCGCCGCCGGAGGAGCACAAGGCAUACGGCUCGUUUAUCAUGUUCCGCGCGGAGAGCAUCGAGAAGGUCCGGGAGAUCGUCGAGGCGGACUUGUUCUAUAAGGAAGACGUCUGGGUGAAGGAAGAGAUCCGCAUCAACCCUAUCUUGGGUGCGGGUCCUGCUCUGCAGUGAAUCUAAAUUUGAAGCGAUGUACGAUUGCCUUUGAAGUGUAUCUAUGGCUGGUACAAGUGUAUCG